CGGAGAGCUGGAGGAGCCGGUAGCGCGCGCGCGCGCGCGCGCGCUGUCGCUCCGGUACCGGAGAGCAGGAGGAGCCGGCAGUUGAGUGCUCGGUGCCGGAGUUUGCAGUAGCAGCAGCAGCAGCAGCCACAACAAAAACAAUAAACAGACGCGGCUUGGGCCCAUUUGGAGAGAAUGAGCCUGAGGAGCAGAAGCUCAGUGGGAGCAUGCAGUCAGAUGAGGGAACAGAGUGGCUUCUUGAACUUCUCACCGAGGUGCAAUUGCAGCAGUAUUUCCUCCGCAUCCGUGAUGACCUCAAUGUUACUCGGCUCUCCCACUUUGACUAUGUGAAAAAUGAGGACCUUGAGAAAAUUGGAAUGGGCCGCCCUGGCCAGAGGAGGUUAUGGGAAGCUGUAAAGCGAAGGAGAGCUAUGUGUAAGCGGAAAUCCUGGAUGAGCAAGGUGUUUAGUGGAAAACGUCCUGAAUCUGAAUUCCAGCCUCAGCCAGGAGCAACAUUUCGCAAGCUACCAACUCCUCCACCACCGCCACCUGAAGGGAACCAGACUCUGACAUGUCUGAUCACUGAGAAAGAUCUAACACUUCAUGAGAAACUAGGUGAUGGGUCCUUUGGAGUUGUGAGGCGGGGUGAAUGGCAGUCGCCUUCUGGAAAAUUUAUGAAUGUGGCUGUGAAGUGCUUGAAAACCGAUGUAUUAAACCAACCUGACGCUCUUGAUGAUUUUAUACGAGAAGUCAAUGCCAUGCAUUCUCUUGACCACCUCAACCUUAUCCGCUUGUAUGGUGUUGUGCUCACCCACCCAAUGAAAAUGGUAACUGAACUGGCUCCACUUGGUUCUUUACUGGAUCGUUUGCGAAAAAACCAAAGUUACUUUCUCAUCUCAACAUUGUGCCAGUAUGCAAUACAGAUAGCAAACGGCAUGGCGUACCUUGAGUCCAAGCGCUUCAUUCACCGGGACCUAGCAGCCAGGAAUAUUCUGCUGGCCUCAAAUGAGUUAGUGAAAAUUGGUGAUUUUGGACUCAUGAGAGCUCUUCCACAGAAUGAUGAUCACUAUGUUAUGCAGGAGCAUCGCAAGGUUCCUUUUGCCUGGUGUGCCCCUGAAAGUCUGAAGACUCGGACAUUCUCACAUGCCAGCGAUACGUGGAUGUUUGGUGUCACUCUGUGGGAGAUGUAUACCUAUGGCCAGGAGCCAUGGAUAGGCCUCAAUGGAAGUCAGAUCUUGCACAAGAUUGACAAGGAGGGGGAGAGGUUGCAAAGACCUGAAGACUGCCCUCAGGAUAUUUACAAUGUGCUGCUGCAGUGCUGGGCGCACAAACCUGAUGAUCGACCCACAUUUGUGGCGCUCCGAGACUUUCUGAUUGAGGCCCAGCCCACAGACAUGCGAGCACUGCAAGACUUCAGUGAAGUGGACAAACUGCAGAUUCAGAUGAAUGAUGUUAUCACAGUCAUUGAGGGCAGGGCUGAAAAUUAUUGGUGGAGAGGUCAAAACAAGCGCACACUGAAGGUGGGACAGUUCCCACGAAACACAGUGACAUCCGUCGCAGGCCUUUCAGCCCAUGACAUCAGCCAUCCUCUCAAGAACAGCUUUAUUCACACGGGUCAUGGAGACACCAAACUUGAGCACUGCUGGGGCUUUCCUGACAAAAUAGAUGAACUGUACCUGGGCAAUCCCAUGGAUCCUCCGGAUGUCCUUGGACUUGAUAUGAAAGCGACCAGGCCCACCCAGCUACCAGGAAGAUCAAAAAAGGAGCCUCCUCCACGUCCUCCUCAACCAACCGUCUUUGGCAAGAGUAAGUUACGGCGUUUUCUCCAGUUUAAAAGGUGUUCCUGCCCACUCUGUUCCAUUUUAGCCCCUCUUUUCAAAGAGCCUGUCUAUGACCCUGUGAUUGAGGAGGAAGCUGCAGUCUCGUUACCUCCAAAAAAGCUCAGUCUGAAGAAACAGGGCCCAAUGAAGUCUUUAAAGCUCAACAAGCCCGCUGCUCGUGUUUUUGCCACAAAGUUGGGCGAGAAACCAUCAGACUGGAGUAAAUCUUCAGGCCUUACAAAUACUGAGGUGGCUCUGAUUGACUUUGGAGAUGAACAGACAAGUCAGACUCCAUCCCCAGUACUGGAGAACACUAUUCCUACACUGGCCAAGCUAGUAUUGGAUUCUUAUUCGCUACUGGACAAGACACCACCACAGAGUCCAACUAGAACUUUGCCCAGGCCUCUGCAUCCUGUCCCUAUUGUUGACUGGGAUUCCAAACCCCUGCCCCCACCUCCAGCCUAUGACGAUGUUGCUCAGGAUGAAGAUGAUUUUGAAGUCUCCUCCAUUAAUAGUUUAGAUACUGGAUUAAUUGAAGUAUCAAAAUAUGGAACUGUUCAGUUGCCAAGAAAUAGAGAAGCAGGAGAAACUAAUUAUGCAUUUGUACAUGACACAGAUGGCAAAGGAAAGUUCAAAGUGGAGGAUAAUUUGUUUCUACCACCCAGGCACAUGAAACAGACCAGCUUCUCUCAGUCAGCUGAGAUAUUUGAGGAACUUCAACAAGAAUGCAUGAAAAGACUUAAUGUCCCUAUUAUUUCAACACCAGCCUCCACACCAAGUCCCAUCUUGUCAGCAAGUGUAUCUCCAACCAUUUCUGAUGAUAAACCUCAGAUUCCACCACGGAUCCCCAUUCCUCCUCGACCUUUACGGAGAAAUGAGCUAGGUCGAUGGUCUGGUGAGAUGUCGCCUGCGUCUGGAGGUGAAGAGGACAAGCCUCCACAGCUUCCUCCCAGGGAUCCAAUGUCCCAGCCUUCAUCAAGAACUCCAAGCCCUAAGGCAAUUCCUGUUAGUUCUCCCCAACAAAGGACAACUGCAUCUUCAAUACCAACAUUAACUGUAGGUGCGUACCUGUCAACAUCUCCGAGCAAGUUAAUGCCCACCACUCAGAGUUUUGCUUCUGACCCAAAAUAUGCCUCACCCAAAGUCAUUCAAGCACAAGGAAAAGAUAAUGCAAAGGGACCUUGCAUUCUGCCAAUAGUAAAAGAUGGAAAGAAGGUUAGCAACACCCAUUAUUAUUUGCUCCCAGAGAGACCUUCUUAUCUGGACAAAUAUGAAAAAUUUUUCAAAGAGGCUGAGAGUAUGGAUGAACACUGUUCCAAAAAAACUGUGACCACAGCAACGGUGAGGCCUAUAGUGCAACAUCCUGAGUAUAAAGCUAACUUUUCAUCCAACAAUAGUAAUCCCGGGCCCUGUGUUGCAACAAUGAAAAGUUCUCAUAGUCUGCAAAAAAUGUCUUAUGAGAUUUCAAGUGGCAAGGCAGACAGUAUUACACCUUCGGACAAAAUUAAAAUAGUUCAGGAGAAUGUUCAUGGCGUUACGACGGAGGAAAGUCAGACUGCGCUUCAGAACCACACCUGGAACGUUCAAAAAGCCGUACAGUACCUCAAGAUUGAGCAAUUAUUCUGUUUGGGAUUGAAGACGAGAAGUGAAUGUCAGAAAAUUCUGGAAAUGUUUAACUGGAAUCUGGAAUUAGCCAGUUGCCACCUGCUAGACACUUACAGUACAGCUCGACACAGACGAUGAUUACCUUCUCAAUAGAAGAAAGAACUCAAGACAUUACUGGUGUUUUGUCCCAGUACCUUUCUUACCUUGCAGGGAUGGCAAAAUAUUCUACCUACAUAUUCCAGACAGCAUUUUCUCCAGAAUAAAAUUUUCGAAGCAAAGAAUAUCAAAUGACUGUCACUAACUCACUCUUGCACUACCUGUGCAUUGUGGUGCUACUGGGAAGUGGGAGUCAGCUUCUGAAUUGACAGUAUUCUUCAAAAGCAGCAGGUUAUUUGUUUUGUUCUUGGUGAAAAUAUUUGUAAUUUUAUAGCAUAAUCCAACAGUCUGCUGUAUAUAAAUAUAUAUAUAUAAAUAUAUAAUAUAAAUUUUACUUGACAACUUGUUGACAGUAGAUUACAGUUUUGUUUAUAUUUUUCAUUGAAUUUGUCAUAUUGGAUGUUCUAAUAAUUAUUUAAUUUGCUUUCCUAAAAGACAGUUGAAUGGUUCAGUUUAAUGUUCUAGAUUUCCUAUCAAGGUAAAGUUUAUCCAUCUUAGAUUCAUUCAGGAGAUGCAGUCUUUUAAAAGCCAUCGGCACUAGUUUACUGAAAGAAAGUUUGUAUUAAGCUAGUCGUGCUAAAUCUGUUAACGUAUUUCUCUUCUUCAUUAUGCUUAAUUGCCUCUUCCUCCUUGCUGCUGUGUUGAACAAACCUGUAAAUUGGAACAGUGGAUUUCAGACCUCUCAUAAUUACAGUACAGUUUUGGGUUUGUUCACUAUCCCCAUCAGUAGAAGGGCAACAGCCUGAAUUUUUCAGUUCAUAAUCUUAUGUUCUAUGGUUCCUCGAUAACUGUAAAUUCUCGGCUAAAUUCUAAUGACUUCGAUCAGUUCACUCGGUGCAGCAUUGGUGCUCCCUUAUGGCAGGAAAAGCCAGAGAUAUACCAGUAAAACUUGGCAGUCAGUGUGGAGAAGUCUGUACUGCACUUUACUGUCCUGCCCCCUGCCUCCCCCUCCAGCUCAAGAUACCAACAGAGCCUUGGAGAACAUUAGGGAGCGUAGAUUAAAUUUUGGAGGUAGUCGAUUUUAGCUGUAUUGCAAAUAAAGAGGGAAGUGAUAAUAUGACAAAAUCAUAAAUUCGGUUUAAUUAUGAAAAAUGAGUAGCUGCAUUAGGGGAGAAACCUGGCUCAAGUUGACAAACAUUAAUUAAAGAAAAUCAGAUCCAUAUGUAUUCUUUUUACUUAGGCAUAAUGUACCUUUUGUGGUGUUGCACAGGCACUCUAAUAUAAUGCAGAUCAAAUCUGCAUAACACUGAGCAAAACUUCUCUAGACUCCUCCCUGACUGUAAUACCUUUCAGUUUUAUUAAAUCAGUUACCCCACCUUCCAUACAGAUUAAGUGGUUUAUUGAAAUCAGUUUAUAGCUGCUUUGUUAUUAAAGGGCCGUGUUCUCAUUCUUGGUUUUCUGUUUGACCUUGAACUGAGUUUCUGAUUCCAUAUCACAAAGCCUCCCUACUUCCAGCUUUGUAACAUAGCCUGCUUCAGCCCUUCAGAUGCAGAAACGCUUAUCCAUGCUUUUAUUACCUCCAGGCUCGACUAUUUCAAUGCUUUCCUCUGGUCUUGCACCCUCCGUAAACUUUAGUUCAUUUUAAAACUUUGCUGCCUGUAGCAUGCUCUGCGCCAACUCUCAUUCACCCCUUCCCCUGUUCUCAAUGAUCUACAUCGACUUUCAGUCCUUCCUCCUUGUACCGUUGUGUUUCAAAGGAUUCCUUUCACUUAAUAGGCUGGCAAUCCUUUCUCCCUGCCCUUGGUUUAAUUUCAGUCUAAAAUUGAAAAAGUGGCCUUGUACCACAAAUCCAAAUUGUGAUUAGUGCUGAGCAAAACAUCUUGGCAACCUUUAUAAAUGUCAAAAGGCAAUUGUUCCAGUGUGAAAUUUUCCUGAUGUUUAAAUUUGUUAUCAGUCUAGUUCACAAGUGUGCAUUGCAGGUGCAGCGUAACUAGUUUAUAAACUUAGGAUCUUCACCCUUCAGAAACUAUAAAAACAAUUUAGCUUGUAGAUCAAUAGUUCCUGUUUUUAACAUAGUGCAGGUAGAAAGUUGGGUGGCCCAGUUCAGUUGCUUUUUUAAGGUGUGCUGUUGUCUAGCUGAGACACAGGGUGGACUAGAAACAAACUUCUGCUGAGUUUAUAUUCCAAAUCUAGCUCCAUCCUCAAGCAGGAGGGUGGAGGAGCGAUGUUUUAAUCCCGCUACAGUUUGCCCUUUAAUUGGGAGAGCAGAUUGAGCAAUGUAGAUUUCAGCCCAGAAACUCAACUCAAUCUAAUUUGCAUAUUCUGCAAGCAUGAAUAAACCUAUAUUAUAGUUUGUGUUGACGAUGUGAAACUAACCAUGUAGAGCCUGUUAGAAUUAAGGAUUCAAGCUGUGAACUGUGUGGCAUUCUGUUCUUCUUGAGAACACCAAAACAUUUCUGUAUUGGAAUCAAAACUAGAGCAAGCUUAUAGCCUUUUAUAUUCUAAGAUAAAGUUAAUUAAAAUAUGUUCUACAGUUCUGCAUGUUUUGAUAAUUCUACCUCUUAGUAGAAUUACCUCAUGCUUCUUGUUGCCGUUAACAACGUGCAGCAAGUCAUUUUUCUAACUAUUCUGUGAAAAGAAAGCUACAUUUUGAAAGUGGGAAAAGGUCUUGCCUUGUUCAAAGGGUUACUAAAUCAGGACAAAGGAUGGCUGAGGAAUCAAUAUUUGCUUCAUUUACUAAUUAAUCUUCAAUUGUGUAGAAGUGAUUCCACAGUCCCGGCAAGGUACCAUGACCAAAGGCAGUGUGGAUCAGCGAAUCGGGUCAAGACAUCACACAGGCACCCCUUAUAAUGCUUUCCCUACCAUCAAUUUCCCAUUUGGUGGUCCCUGUCAUUGCACUUCUUGCUCCAUCCCAGGAGGUCAGGGCAGGACAGUUCUUGAUCUCUAACUUUUUUUGUCACAAUCACAAGUAUUUUUGGCUAAUCAAAUAACCACCCACCCCAGAUUAAAUAGUCUCCUGCACAGUAUAGUGCCUGUUUGAGAACUUAAAAAAAAUCAAAUCGACCAAGUUUGUUUGCAUUCUGCAAUUAAAGUCUUUGACUGUCAGCACAAUAAUGCCAGAGCUUCUAAAAUACCCUCCUCUGUGUCCAGAUUUAAGACUUCUUACCCAACAGUCUAAGUAGUGUGAAUGAGCAUAUGCACUUCAAUGAGUUUUAUUCCUCCCCCCCAAUUAAGCUGGACCUGAUAAUACCCAACAGAAGUGGCACUGGAAAAUGAUAGCAUUGGUCAGCUCUGGGCCUAAAAACUGCUACCGAGUGUCAUGAUCAGAAGAGUGCUGAAUCAUUUGGGAAAUGACCUAUGUAAAUGAGUUACAGAGAAACUGUUACUGUAAUGAACUCGGAAUGGGUUUUAAAGCAGAAAAACCAGCAAAGACGAAAUUUAGUAACAUGGUGUAUAGAUGUUGUGUUGGUGCCGGGAUUUCUGAGAAACUGAAUACUGCACAUUUGUAUAAAGUUUAUUUUUCAAUCUGUUUUGUAGAAGCUUGGUUGUUGCAUGUCUUGUGAUCAACAUUGCUUGGAUUGCAACAUUGUCAUAAUGCUACAUUUGAGAAAAAAAUGUUAGUGUUAACUCAGGUCUUGUUGGAUCCUUGCAAAAAAGAACUUGUGUACACAGUACUGAAACCUGAGGUAAUUCCCUCUGUAAUAUAAGAACUGUUUUGAUGUUAUCCUUUGAAUUCCUUGAAUAUUUGUAAAGACAGUACGAUUAAUGAUCGAUCGGUCUGUACAAUUUCACUGUAGCAUCCAUCAAAAUGAAACUAACGCUCACAAUUAAGAAGAGGGCAUUAGUGCAUUGCUGCUAUGUUUCUCCCAUUCCACUUUCUCUUUGGAUUGCAUUUUUCACUGGUGUUUAAGGAGCAUUUUCUUGAAAAAAAGGGUACAAUUGGCCAUGUUGGACAUGAUACCGACACCCAGACAGCAGUAAUAAAUAUAAUCAUAUAACAAUACCUAUAACGUUCGUAUAGAAAUACAAAACUUUCCUUGUAUAGGCACUGGUAUUUCAACAAUAAAAGUGCUAAUGGUAUUGCUAUGGCUUUCCCCUUACCCAGUACUGAUGAUGGAAUAUCAACCAUAUCAGGAACCAUCAGGAGAAAGUGAUGUGUGCAGGGAAGGGGAGAAAAUAAUUUAUUGCUGCAGAGCAAAACCGUUCAUUUGCUUUAGCUGGUCCAAAGAAUUUAUAAUAUGGCGAGAAACACAAUAGCAUGUUGAAAGCAUUGUACAAAUUGUGUUGUUUUCAUAAAAUAAAAAGUUACAUUUAUUUCUGAAAUAAA
Molecule: messenger RNA, 7827 nt
Organism: Carcharodon carcharias (great white shark)
Lineage: Eukaryota; Metazoa; Chordata; Chondrichthyes; Lamniformes; Lamnidae
Gene: tnk2b
Product: tyrosine kinase, non-receptor, 2b
Exons: 16
Coding region: 207-3542 (1111 amino acids)
Biological process (GO): protein phosphorylation; regulation of keratinocyte differentiation; signal transduction
Cellular component (GO): extrinsic component of cytoplasmic side of plasma membrane
Molecular function (GO): protein serine/threonine/tyrosine kinase activity; protein tyrosine kinase activity; protein binding
Source: RefSeq, a predicted model, not a curated record